GUUAGUGCGUGUGAGAGCGGGUACUGUGAACUGCUUUACUAUGCUGUAGCCCAAUAACCACACAUUCGGAAUCAAAACGUGCAACUUAGAUUGAUUUUAUCUUGUUUACAAAGAUAAGUGAACCAAGAGAAGCUGAGGAGUGAAAGCGAGCCUCAUGAGUUGGCCUGGUGGAUCUCAGCGACGUUAUGGAUUUGACUAAAAUGGGUAUGAUCCAACUACAGAACCCUAAUCACCCCACAGCCCUGCUGCAGAAGGCCAACCAGAUGCGUCUGGCAGGGACCCUCUGCGAUGUUGUCAUUAUGGUGGACAGCCAGGAGUUUCAUGCUCACCGGACUGUGCUAGCCUGCACCAGCAAGAUGUUUGAGAUCCUGUUUCACCGCAACAGCCAGCAUUACACUUUGGACUUUCUUUCACCAAAGACCUUCCAGCAGAUCCUGGAGUAUGCAUACACUGCCACACUUCAGGCCAAAAUGGAAGACCUGGACGACUUGCUGUACGCAGCAGAGAUACUAGAAAUUGAGUACCUAGAGGAGCAAUGCCUCAAGAUCCUGGAGACCAUUCAGUCCUCGGACGACAACGACACAGAGGUCAACAUGAAUGAUGGAGCCACAGAGGAAAGCGACGAGCGCAAGGGCCGGCAAGGGGGGAAGAAUGCCAGAAAGCAUUCAGUGGAGGGGAGCUACCUUUCAGCUGGCCAGCAAGCUUCGUCCCUGCCCGACAUGGUGGACCAGAGUCCCUCUGUCUCCACAUCCUUUGGCCUCUCCACCAUGAGCCCAACCAAAGCUGCUGUGGACAGCCUGAUGAGCAUUGGCCAGUCCCUUCUGCAGCAGGGCUUUGGCGGUGAGCACUUGACUCAUGGCAACUCCCACAACCAACUGAUGUCUGAAAUCAAGACGGAAAUGAUGCAAGUGGACGAAGGCGGCGGCCACGAGAGCCCCAGAACCAUGGAGUCCAGUGCCUCCAGCAAUGGCGAGAGGGCUGGCGAGUUGGACAAGAAUCGUGAUGGCCCUGGGACCCCAACCAGGAGCAGUGUGAUCACGAGUGCCCGGGAGUUGCACUAUGUCCGGGAGGAUGGUAUGGGCGACCCACAAGCAGAUGGCAGCCAAAUGGGUCUUGAAGCAAUGGCAGGCAUGACAGGCAUGACUGAAAAACACCUGGCCUCCCUGUAUUCUCUCCCUCCUAAUCAUAAAAAUGAGACCAUGCUAUCCAUGCCAGCCUCCAUGGCCUCGUCUCUCCAUAUGUCCCCUGCCCUGGCCAUGUCCAUGGACUUCAGUGCCUACGGAGGACUUCUGCCCCAGAGCUUCAUCCAGAGAGAGUUCUUCAACAAGCUAGGGGAGCUAGCUGCCGGCAUGAAACCAGACGGCAGGAGCCAGCAUGAACGCUGCAACGUGUGUGGUGCAGAGCUACCAGACAACGAAGCCGUGGAGCAACACCGGAAGCUGCACAGUGGAAUGAAGACAUACGGCUGUGAGCUGUGUGGGAAACGCUUCCUGGACAGUCUCCGCCUUAGGAUGCACUUGCUGUCUCACUCCGCUGGUGAAAAGGCCAUUGUCUGUGACCAGUGUGGAGCCCAGUUCCAGAAUGAGGAAGCUCUAGAGGCUCACAGACAGAUCCACACAGGAUCAGACAUGGCCAUCUUCUGCCUGCUGUGUGGGAAGCGCUUCCAGACCCAGCCGGCUCUCCAGCAGCACAUGGAGGUCCACGCCGGCGUGCGCAGCUACAUCUGCAGCGAAUGCAACCGCACCUUCCCAAGCCACACGGCACUCAAACGCCACCUGCGCUCGCACACAGCAGGUGACCAUCCGUUUGAGUGUGAGUUCUGCGGGAGCUGCUUCCGUGACGAGAGCACUCUGAAGGGCCACAAGCGCAUCCACAUCGGGGAGAAGCCCUAUGAAUGUAACGGCUGUGGGAAGAAGUUCAGCCUCAAGCACCAGCUGGAGACUCACUAUCGUGUGCACACAGGUGAGAAGCCGUUUGAGUGCAAGCUGUGCCAUCAGCGUUCCAGGGACUACUCUGCCAUGAUCAAACAUCUGCGCACCCACAACGGAGCCUCGCCCUACCAGUGCACCAUCUGCCUGGAGUACUGCCCCAGCCUCUCGGCCAUGCAGAAGCACAUGAAGGGCCACAAGCCCGAAGACAUUCCCCCCGACUGGAGGAUAGAGAAGACCUACCUGUACCUCUGCUACGUCUGAGUCACCUAGACGGCAGCCAGGGGUGGGGGGGGAGGGGGGACAGGAAAAGGAGGUGGAGGAUGAGGGGGCCGGACGAAAGGAAGAGGGAGAGGCCGAAAGCAGAGAGCGAGAGUUAGGAGGACGAGAGCUGGGGAGGGGAGGAAGUCAUGCGAAGGAUUCCAGGAAACAGAAGCACAGGGGUUUUUGGAAGGACAGGAGGACAAGAAGGGUUAUGAUGAGGAGCAGGACCGUCUCCUUUCAAAAUCCACACCUCCUUCAGUACAUACAUACACCUUUUGUUUCAACUUGUUGUCAUACUGCCGAGAGCAGAAGCCCUGGGUGCAGAAGUUGUGAUGGAGUUGGUUGUCCUUAAGUCUUCCCACACACACAACACCCAAGCUGCACCCCAAGGCCUGAAGUGAUUCUCAAAGGCUAUCUGAACCCACACAUCUAAUCUUGUUGAUCACUGGUUGGGAUAUAUAAUACAGAUAUAGCAAAUAUAGCUUUGUCACCCUCACCUUCUCUGGUAUGGGAUUGUAUUCUACCGUAACUUCCUCUAAUUUCAGAAAGCGACUUUUGGAUUAUUCUGCCUACUGAGCAAUAUUCUGCUCAAAGAACGUUACAAUUGGUCAAUACCAUUGAUUAACAGAACGUUCCAAAACCCACUUUCAGACCUGGUGGCCCAGAGCACUUAGAGCCCCUACAGUGGUGUUGUGUCCUUCAGGUAGCCCCUGAGAAUCGCAGCUUUGGUGGCGUGACAGCCAGUACCAUGUCAAAAUGGCUCCAUGUUUUCUACAGCAUCAGCAGAAGCAGAGUUCCAUUUGGUUGGGGCGUGACGCCGUUGCACCCCGGCAGAUGGUUGUCUUCUGUUCUCAAGGGAGAUGAAGUGAGGGUGACACUGAGAGAACUGGAUGGUGACCUCCCUCUCGUCCGGGUGAGCUUCCGCGGUUCUGUUGGUUAAGGGCUGAAAAUGGCUGAGGCUCUGGUCAGGUUUCACCAGAGUCUCUCGACUGUCCGACCAUAACUGUCCCUUUUCCCCUUCUCGUUUUCUGUGGCUCUGCAUCAUAGUUUAUCAUAGCUUCAUUGCACAGGUGAAGACGUUACGAUGACAGUCUCUGUUGGAUGUUUCUAUCAGAUGUAUUUGAGGAGCCGCCAUUCUCUUAUCUCUUAAACCAUAAGUCUCUAUACAGCACUAACUGGAGAUGUUUCAUUUCUUUCCACUAUAGAUAUGGGACUGGUAUUAAUAUAAAUGAAACCAGAUCAUCAUUACUUACACCAAGAUUUAGUACAUGGACAAACUCAUAACAUUCUCUUUUGACAUAUUAAUAAUCUCAAUCUCUAAAUGCCAUUGUGAUGGAGACCAAAAUUACAAAGGCUGCUGUGGAUUGGGGAAGUGUGCUGUGACAUGGGGGAAUAAAACCAGCAAGACCUCCGACGGUGGUCAUAAUGCCUUCGUAAUGUGAUUAUAAGGAGAUAUGGCACUUGUUGUAACAGGUCAUACUGUUAUGUCACGUGAAACCAUGAAUGUGAUGCCAGAUGGAAAACUGUGAUUCAUGCGUAAUUGUAACAGUGGUAUAUCAGUUGUCAUAACUGUAACAUAUGUUGUCAUUAGUUGUUGAUUUGUCGUAUCCUGUUAUGACACAGAUUAUAUCUGUUCAUAUGGCAGCAUAAUGAAGGCAUUAUGAGCACCAUUGUCAGUUUAGUGUUACCAGGGUGAUUAGUAGGGGAGGGGGUGGGGAGCUAAACUGAUUGGACGCGACAUGGCUUGCCGAGCCCAUGGGGCGGCCAGUAAGAAGACAGACUAAAUCAGCUCUUUAUAUAUGGUUUUGUUCCUUGGCUUUUUCUUUGUUUCCUAUUAUAUCUGACUUAUCUCAGCACAUUGUACUUGAAUUACCUCUUUUUUUUGUGACCUCAUGUGCUUGUUUUUAUUUCCCUUUAGUUUAUAUGUACAUUUUCUUUCCUUACAUUUUUUUGGUGUGUCCGAAAGCUGCAUUAUUGCGCGGGGGAGAUCUGACAAAGCAUUGUGUACGCGAAAAUUAAGUGCCACAGUGAAAAUAUAUUUUUAUUGUUGUGUAUUUUUGUGCAUUAUUGUUACCAAACUUGGUAUUUUUUUAUUAACACUGCUUGUUGAAGAGCUGGUGGGUUCAGUCAUUGUUCUAAAAGCUACCUCUGUUGUUUUCGUUUUAAUUUUUGCAAAAGAACAUUAUUUUGUGUAUGUUUGUGUUUUGCAUUAUUGCAUCAUUGCAACUUCAUCUCAUGCUACAAGUGUUGACUGUUUCAUGUCUGUUCAUAUGUGUAAGCAACAUUUAUAUAAAGGGUAAGAGAUGGUAGAGAUUGAUAGGAAAAGUGACAAAUAAAACAAAUGUUUAUUCUGCUCUUACAGUAACCCCCCCCUCGCCCUCGCCCCACCCAACAGCAACCUUAAGAGCAGAGACGAAACUCUGAAGCCUUAAGUAUGAGGGAAGAGGGAUAGACACAGUAGAAGAAGUAAUAGUACUUUUAGGAGAGUAAAAAAAAAAAAAGAAGCAUUAAACUUGAAAAUAGGUGUAUAGAAUUGUAGUUUUGUAAUGUGAAAAAAGAAACACGGUUCACCAAUGCUGAACCGCCAAGAACAGGUCAUUUAUGCAGCGAUGCAGUGUGCGUUGGACAAUUGGGACUGCAAGUGGUAUCAAAGAAUAAAGGAAGGUUAGAAAAAAAGAGAUCCUCUUGGUCGAGUUCUCUCUAAAUGAGUGUAUUCCUGAACAAGAACCAACAGAGGCUGUUUGAUAUAUAAAAAUUGUGAUAUUUUUGUAUUCAGUGUCAGUCCCUUUCCAUUUGUCGAGGGUUUCAGCAGGGCAAAUAUUUGUAUUUUUUUGUUUAUUACCUAGUUUUUUCUCUGGUUUUGAAUCUUUUGCCUUGCUCCUCUUUGGUAAUGUUGGAUGUGUGUGUGUGUGUGUGUGUGUGUGGGUGGAUGUGUGUGUGUGACUGUAAGUGUUGCUUUCUGGAUGUCAAUGCAUUGUAGGUGAAGGACUAAAUCUAUCUGCCACAAAGUUGCGUGUGAAAAAAAUAAAAUAAUUACAAAAUGGAUGGCAGGGAUGCUGCCAUCACUGAAUUAGUACAUGUCAGUCAUAAUUUUCAAUCAACUUGUAUUGCCAAUAUUUAGUUUUUGUACUUGAAGUGACUAAAAGAAAUGAAGGGAUGGCAUGAACAUGGUGGAAGUAGCCCAUGGCUGUCUUGUCAUUGUAUUCUUGAACACUGUGAGCUGAGGGAUUUCCCUCAUUCAAUAUUCAUUCACUAUAAUAACUUCAGUCACCAAUUCAGAGUGGCAGGCCAGAGAGCCUGAAACCAUCACACUUAAAUAACUUGAGGUAUUCUGUCCCAUACUCCUAUCAGCGUUCUCUGAAUGUUUUAUACUUUUUUGUGUGAGUGUGCGCAUAAAUGAAAGUGUGUAUCUGUGUGUGCAGAAUGUGUGCCUGUUUUAGUGAAAAAUGCACUAAUCACAUCAGACACAAAAUGAAAAAAAAAAAACAAUGCUCUAUGCCACUUUUCUCUCAACAUGUUAAAAAAAAAUUGGCAUUGAUAUAGUUCUUCCCUCAAUGUUACUCUGUUUCUGUAAUAUCUUUGUGCCUAAAAUGGAAAUUGUUCAACAAAGAUGUCCAUCUGUAUCUGCUUAGUUUCUGUACUUUCAGAAGAUAAUAAAUGGUGUCUCCAGCACUCUAGGGAUGUCAUGGCGAUUUUGAGAUGACCUGAUUUCUGAUUUAGAAUUAAAAAAAGAGUUGUUGUAUGUGUCUGCAUUAGCCUACAAUUGGUAGUAGGUUAGGGUUUUGAUUCUCUUAUUGUUAAUAUGUAACUGACACCCAAAUAUUAAUUUGCCUCGCAAAACCAAGGAAGAAAAACUUUCACAAAUUCACACUACGGAGCUUGACAGCAUAAAGCACAAAGGUGAUAAAAUAUUCACGGGCCAUGGAAUUUGUAUGCAUUGUGCUUUUUCAAUCUGUUUUGAAGACUGAUACCUGUAAAAAAAAAUUUAAUAUGUACAGGGGAUAAUAUUUUGAUGUCAGCAACAGGUUUGCUGAGCAGUUAAAGUCCUUACAAUCUUCACUUUGGCAGUUUGUCAAACCCACAGCAUUGCCCCAGAUUAACAUUGCGACUUUUUGGUGAAGUACUUUUUUAAUUUUUUUAUGUACAUUUAGAUUGAGAUAAAAAAAGAUGAGCCAUACGACAUCAUGACAUCCCUGGAGUAGGCACUCUGUGUUUCAGUGUGGUGUUAUAGAACGAGUAGCCAUUUCAUGCAGUGUUGCCAUGCAUGUGCCAUUGAGGUCUAGACUAAACUGUUGGAGUAAAAAAAGCACCAAGACAUUGUCUUUUUUAUAUUAGCACUGAGGACCAAUUGCCCUGUCGGACCAAGCGUAACAAAGCUUUUUAUGUUACAGUUAUGUAACAAAGCUUUUUAUGUUACAGUUAUGUAACAAAGCUUUUCUCUCUGUCUUUUUCUCUGGCUCGUCUGUGACUUUGUUUCCUUCUUCCUUGUUGUGACAGCACAAGUGCCAGUCAAGUUGCUCGGUAUUAAGAAAAUAGUGUUUUUAUUAUGAUUUAAUUUGAUAUAGUUUUCGUCUACCUCAGCACCUAAUCUUAGCCUAAUCUUAGAAGGUGCCCAAUUAUUAUUUUAUUUUUCUCUGUUGUUAUUUGUAAAAAAAAAAAAUUUAAAAAGAUUUGAUUUGCUUUAGAGCUUUGCAAAGGUCCUUUGUCUUUUCCAGCAAAGUGCUACGUGUCUGUGGCCCUGCUUCCCAUAUGUGAGUUGUGCCACAGAUCCCAGCAUCUGUCUGUUGAUUUAGAGGUUGUUAUUUUUCUUUCCGUGUAGGAUCAGACACAUCUCUUUGUAACAUUUCAGUGUUCUCUGAUGGAGUGUGAAAUUAAAAUAAAAUAAAUAAACAAGAUUAAAUGCU
Molecule: messenger RNA, 7096 nt
Organism: Esox lucius (northern pike)
Lineage: Eukaryota; Metazoa; Chordata; Actinopteri; Esociformes; Esocidae
Gene: zbtb16a
Product: zinc finger and BTB domain containing 16a
Exons: 7
Coding region: 186-2192 (668 amino acids)
Biological process (GO): negative regulation of transcription by RNA polymerase II; regulation of immune system process; regulation of cytokine production
Cellular component (GO): nucleus
Molecular function (GO): protein binding; DNA-binding transcription factor activity, RNA polymerase II-specific; RNA polymerase II cis-regulatory region sequence-specific DNA binding
Source: RefSeq, a predicted model, not a curated record